This is a messenger RNA of Aaosphaeria arxii CBS 175.79, 2227 nucleotides long. RefSeq names its product Arylsulphatase. The transcript is spliced from 5 exons. Gene Ontology annotation, biological process: phenol-containing compound metabolic process. The coding region runs from base 310 to 2097 and encodes 595 amino acids. NCBI's taxonomy places the organism in Eukaryota, Fungi, Ascomycota, Dothideomycetes, Pleosporales. Gene Ontology annotation, molecular function: glycosaminoglycan binding; N-acetylglucosamine-6-sulfatase activity; arylsulfatase activity. The record is from RefSeq and is a predicted model, not a curated record.
GAUUAGGUAUAGUCAGCAACUCCAGACCUGCAAAUCUGACUCUCUCGUGGAAUUCUAACGACAUGUGGAGAUAUAUACCGAUAUUUCUUCGAUCAUCCUGUCGGUUAGCUGAUUUUUCAGUCUGCAUGAGUGGUUUUUUGAAUUGUUCUAGAGACAUGCAAGUUGAUCACAGGCCGGAACUGCCGGACUGACUUGAUCUGCUUUUCUUUAUUAACUAUCAUGUUUCCCAAUUUUGAGACUUGCAUUCCAAAGCCAAUUCACAAGUCAAUGCUUGAGAGCGACAUUCGGUGAGCUUGUGUGUAACUCAGAAUGUUCGUUACAUCUGUUUGUACCACCCUGCUGCUCCUCGCUUUGGGGGCAACAGCAAAGAAGCCCAAUAUCCUCUUCAUCUUAACCGACGAUCAAGAUUGGCACAUGCAAUCACUGGAACAUAUGCCAUUUCUGCAGAAGUACCUGGUCCAAGAAGGCACAUUGUACACAAACCACUACUGCACAGUAGCCAUAUGCUGCCCCUCAAGAGUAAACCUCUGGACCGGCCGAGCAGCACAUAAUACCAAUGUGACCGACGUAUUCCCUCCAUAUGGCGGUUAUCCAAAGAUUGUUCAUGAAGGAAUCAACUCAAAUUACUUGCCGAUAUGGAUGCAAGAUUCGGGAUAUAACACCUACUACACUGGCAAGCUCUGGAACGCCCAUACUGUUGACAAUUACAAUGCCCCGUACGCUGGCGGAUACAAUGGAUCCGACUUCAUCCUUGAUCCCUACACGUAUGAGUACUACAAUGCCUGGAUGUCGCGCAACGGACAGGCACCCGUCAGCUACAAAGGCCAAUACUCCCCCGACAUCACCGCCGAGAAAGCUUAUGGCUUCCUUGAAGAAGCUACCCAGCACAAAGAGCCAUGGUUCCUUACAGUGGCUCCAAUUGCUCCCCACAGCAACGUCAAGCUCGAGCCGAUUGACGCGGUCGAUAUGGAUGCGCCAAAGUAUGCUAAACGGCAUGCUCAUUUGUUCAAGGACUACCGUAUUCCUCGCGACGCGAACUUCAACCCCGAAAAGCAAGGUGGAGUUGCCUGGGUGAAAACCUUGCCACGCUUGAACGACACAGUCAUCGAAUACAACGAUGAAUUCCAGCGAUCGCGCCUUCGGGCUCUCCAGUCAGUCGACGAGAUGAUUGAGAAAUUGAUCAAGACGCUCGAAGAGAAGAACCUGCUGGAGGAUACGUAUAUCUUCUUCACAACUGAUAAUGGUUACCACAUCAGUCAGCAUCGUAUGCAUCCUGGCAAAGAAUGCGGGUUCGACACCGAUAUUCACAUCCCACUGAUCAUCCGAGGCCCUGGAAUUGCCAGAAACCGAAUCAGCGAUGCUGUUACAAGCCACACUGACCUAUCCCCAACCAUCCUGAAGCUCGCCGGCCAAACCCGGGAAGAUUUCGACGGCACCCCCAUUCCUGUAUACGAACAAGAAGUCCUAGCCGCCAACAACAACCGAAACAGUCGCCACGAGCACGUCAACAUCGAAUUCUGGGGCAUGGCGAUUCCAGAAGGCCAAUACGCCCACUACGACGGCGGGCCAUCAGACGGCAAUGGUCUUUACAAAGACGCCACGCGGAACAACACUUACAAGGGCCUUCGACUUAUCGGAGAGGACUACAGUAUCUACUAUUCCGUCUGGUGCACCGGUGAUCGAGAGUACUAUGAUGUCGCGCUCGACCCGGGACAGCUCGAUAAUUACUUCGAUGCUGAAGCCGAAGCGACACGGCGUGGGUACUCGAUCGCUGGUCGGUCGUUUGAGGAGGUGGUUAAUAGGCUUGAUGCGCUGAUGUUGGUGCUCAAGUCUUGCAAGGGUAGGGAUUGCGUCGAACCGUGGAGUGUGUUGCAUCCUGGAGGUAAUGUCAAGACGCUGAAGGAUGCUUUGGCGAAGACUUUUGAUGCUUUCUACGAGGAGCAGCCAAAGGUGUCGUUUGACUCGUGCGAAUUGGGGUAUAUUAAGGAACUGGAAGGUCCACAGAUACCAAAUGUUUAUGACGAUGGUGAAGAGAGAUUGGAAUUGCGAGGGCAGCCGAGUUUCAAGUACCAAGGGCACUGGUCACUGUUUACAUGAGUCUUGAUGGCUCUGAACCCGCCUGGAGGGUUAACAUUCCGCGAAAAACUGGUUAUCCUAUUCACGUCAAUUCUAGAGAGGAAAAAAUGCAUCUAGGAUCUUCAGAUGAAAUGUUGGAUGAUUUAUGAUC